Zingiber officinale is the source of this 765-nucleotide messenger RNA. RefSeq names its product ubiquitin-fold modifier-conjugating enzyme 1-like. The record is from RefSeq and is a predicted model, not a curated record. Gene Ontology annotation, molecular function: UFM1 conjugating enzyme activity. Bases 1 to 525 code for a protein of 174 amino acids. Gene Ontology annotation, biological process: protein K69-linked ufmylation. NCBI's taxonomy places the organism in Eukaryota, Viridiplantae, Streptophyta, Magnoliopsida, Zingiberales, Zingiberaceae. Gene Ontology annotation, cellular component: cytoplasm. The transcript has 3 exons.
AUGGAGGGGUGGGAUUCGAGCACGAAGUCGGCGCUGACGCAGAUCCCUCUCCUCUCGACGAGGGCGGGACCUCGAGACGGUGCGGCCUGGACGCAGCGGCUGAAGGAGGAGUAUCGCGCACUGAUCGCCUAUACCACCAUGAACAAGUCCCGCGACAAUGACUGGUUCCGUAUCUCCGCCGCCAAUCCCGAGGGCACGCAUUGGACUGGCACCUGUUGGUACGUCCACAACCUCCGACGCUACGAGUUUCAACUGCAGUUCGACAUCCCCGUCACUUAUCCCGCCACCGCCCCAGAGCUGGAGCUACCGCAGCUCGACGGAAAGACCCACAAGAUGUACCGAGGUGGCAAGAUCUGCCUCACCGUCCACUUCAAGCCACUCUGGGCCAAGAACUGCCCUAGGUUUGGAAUUGCUCACGCCCUUUGCCUGGGCCUCGCGCCUUGGCUCGCUGCUGAGGUGCCAAUUCUUGUCGACUCUGGCGUAGUCAAACACAAAGAUGACGAGCCUUCCUCAUCGGAAUCCUGAUGGUUUGUCUCUCAUGGCCAUUAAAGCUAAGCAUUAGAGCAAUGACUAUCUAUUUAAACUUUUGCUUAUUGGAGAUUCAGGUGUUGGAAAACCAUGCUUGCUUCUAAGAUUUGCGGUAACACUUGACUUGUAUCCUUUCCUCACUGUUUCUAGCUCCUAUAUUUUAAAACCCAGCACACAUCUUGGGUUUGUAGUUAAAUUUCUUAUUAUUGCAAAUCUUUCGCCUUUUUGUUACUUUUA